CAGUGUUAGCAUUGAUUGUAUAUAUGAUAUACACAUCUAUAGUUAGUUUUUUUUUUAGAAAACGGAUUGUCUCAAGAAUUUCAUCAAACCAUUAUUAACGAUUUUGCUAAAUUACCCUAAAAUUUAUACAAUAGGACUAGCAUAUUUGUACCGUUACUGUUUCCUUUUACGACGCUCCAAGAACAAAACCAGAAGUCAAAAGGGGAGGCAAAAAAUGUGUAAACCUAGAAAGAUACGAAGAAGCAAUCAAUUAUGGCAUGUGAGUAAGAAAAAAAGGAAGUCAAAUAUAUGUUCCUCGUUCGUUCCAUUAGAAUAUAAUAUUAAUAAACUUAAGGACAGUUUUACAAAGAGUAUAUAUGAAAAAGUAUUUGUAUUUUCCGUAUAUUGACUUUUUAUUAGCUGUGAAUUUCCGCCAUUUCCUCUAUAUUUAAAGCCCCCAAGCUCCUCUCUCUCUUCUUCCUAUUAUUCAAAGUUUCAAAUCAAUUCACAUCCUCCCUAAAUCCAAAUACCACAGCUCGUAGCAAGAUACAUAUAGUAUACAAGUGUGUUUGUUUCCUUACCUUCUUUGAUCAAUAUAACUAAUUAAAGCUCUCGUCAAACUCGUAACCGCUCAAUGGAUGAAGAGAUCGAGAUUCCUCCGUUCUUCCUUUGCCCCAUCUCUCUAGAGAUCAUGAAAGAUCCGGUGAUAGUCUCUACCGGAAUAACCUACGACAGAGACAGCAUCGAGAAAUGGCUCUUUUCAGCAAAAAAGAACUCGUGUCCGGUCACCAAACAAGACAUAACCGACGCAGAUCUCACCCCGAACCACACUCUUCGCCGUCUGAUCCAAUCUUGGUGCACUUUAAACGCAUCCCACGGCGUAGAGAGGAUCCCCACGCCAAGACCUCCUAUCUCUAAAUCUGAGAUCGAAAAGCUCUUAAAAGAUUCAGCCUCUUCUCAUCAAAACCUAGCCAAGUGUCUCAAAAGACUUCGUCAUAUCGUUUCCGAGAACGCUAGCAACAAGCGUUGUUUGGAGGCGGCAGGAGUACCUGAGUUCUUGGCCACCAUCGUAAGCAAUAAAGGCUCUUCGAUGAGUUUGACCGACGAAGCCCUCAGCUUACUCUACCAUCUUGACACUUCAGAGACAUGUCUCAAGAAUCUUUUAAACAACAAGAAAGGUAACGAUAUUGUAAACUCGUUGACGAAAAUCAUGAACCGAGGGAUAUACGAGUCAAGAGCCUAUGCGACUUUGCUUCUAAAAAACAUUCUUGAAGUAGCGGAUCCAAUGCAGAUCAUGACUUUGAAGCCAGCGAUUUUCACCGAGGUCGUGCAGAUCUUGGACGACCGGAUCUCUCACAAGGCGACAAAAUCUGCGUUGCAUAUAUUGGUGAACGUAUGUCCAUGGGGAAGGAACAGACACAAGGCCGUGGAAGCUGGAGUGAUCUCUAUGAUAAUAGAGCUUCUCAUGGACGAGAGUUUCUCAUCAGAUAGGAGAGGUCCAGAGAUGGCCAUGGUGGUUCUUGAUCUAUUGUGUCAGUGUGCGGAAGGAAGAGCAGAGUUCUUGAACCACGGAGCAGCUAUAGCAGUGGUGUGCAAGAAGAUACUUAGGGUUUCUCAGACAGCAAGCGAUAGAGCUGUUAGGGUUUUGUUUUCGGUUGGGAGGUUCUGUGCAACGCCGGCUUUGCUAAACGAGAUGUUACAGUUGGGGGUUGUAGCGAAGUUGUGUCUUGUGCUUCAGGUUAGCUGUGGAAGCAAGACUAAAGAGAAGGCAAAGGAGUUGCUUAAGUUGCACGCUAGAGUUUGGAGAGACUCGCCUUGUCUCACAAGAAAUAUGAUUCUUGCAUACCCCUCGUGAUGAAAAACCAAGAGGACAACCUACAAUCAUAUACACGAGUCUGAUUCUCAACAAGUGCAAACACUUUAUAUGAAAGUUAUUCUUCGUACGUAUUUUGUUGGAAAGACUAGUGGUUUAUUCCUAUAGUGAAUCCAAUAUUUUUAGUUUUUUUUUUUUAUAGUUUCGAUGUUCAAGAUGUAGAUAAUAGCGGAGAUUGUUCAUCAAAUUUUAUUAGUAAUAAAAGUUGGGAAGAUAUGAAUGAAAUCGCAUGUUACAUGCCUAUUCUCACGUUAUUGUGAAAACGCUUCUAUUUGUGGCAUGGUUUUUAAAAAUAUAUCCUAUUCCAUUAUUAUAAGUUUUC
This is a messenger RNA of Brassica napus (rape), 2174 nucleotides long. Its product is annotated as E3 ubiquitin-protein ligase PUB23-like. Lineage: Eukaryota; Viridiplantae; Streptophyta; Magnoliopsida; Brassicales; Brassicaceae. The transcript has a single exon. The coding region runs from base 614 to 1834 and encodes 406 amino acids. Gene Ontology annotation, biological process: protein ubiquitination. Gene Ontology annotation, molecular function: ubiquitin protein ligase activity. The record is from RefSeq and is a predicted model, not a curated record.